AAGAGGUGAGGAGCAAAACUGAAAGAAAGCUACUCAGCUGGAACUGCAAGAGCGAGGUGAGGCAGGGAGACGAGUAAUAGUGGACAGUGGCGGGUGAACUUUGCAUCUGCAUCACUUUGGUCUAAGAAGAUUCCUGAUUUCCGUACAGUCUUCUGAGUCCUCUGAAAACUCUCUUGAGGCCCCUCAGGUGGGGAGGAAGCUCCCUCAAAAAUGGAAGAGCGCCUCUUGCAUUUUCUUUUAUGAACUUGGACAUCUCGGCAAGGAGUUCCAGCUGCGUAGAGCAAAUGGUCUCAAAAUCCCUGGGCUUGGCUUAAAAAGAACCCUAGAGCUGAUGGACAAGGUUGGGUAUUGAGGUGGCUGUUGGACUUGAGGGAGGCUGCAGCAAACUGAGAAACAUGGAAAAAGGCUAACUGUCGCAGAGUGAGCCGUGAAUGGUGUGCCCUCACUGGGGCCCCGGCCUGAGAGGACAACGGGCAGAGUCAAUGGGAAGGCAGUGGGGUCUGUCUGCCAGUCGUCACGCUGCAGUCGGAAAGAAGGCUUCUAAUGCCACUGGGACCCCCUGAUGGAAGGGGUUUGGAUCAACCGCUAUCGGAAGCAGCUGGUGAGGUCCAUCUCGUCGCAGUUCCUGGAAGAGAUCAUCUGCUACAUGAGGAAGCUGGAUCUCCUCAGUGCUGAGGAGGCAGGCCAGGUUCAGGAGGUGAGCUCCCUGUCGGAGCAGGUGAAGGCAGUCAUGGAUCUUCUGGCUGGAAAGGGCAGCUAUGCCUCUCAGUCCCUACAGACUUACAUAGAGACAACCAACUCCCAGCUCUAUCUCCACAUCACCGUCUAUGACCCUAUGGUGCAAAAGCAUUUGGAAAGUCUCCAGAACCGCUAUGGAACUGGUGUGGAACUUGGGCAGCUGGAGAGGCUCACUAAUCUUCUGCUGGUGGAAGGCUUGACAGAUAUUCAGCAGAAAGAGCAUGACGUCAUGCAGAUUGAGGCCACCAAAGGCAUGAGAAAUGUUGCCAAGAAAAUCCCCCUGGAGAAGCUCUUCCUACCUCUGUCUAAAGUCAGCAUUCCUCCUCGUAUCUCUGUGACCGUGGGCGUGGCUGGGAUUGGCAAAAGCACUUUGGUGAAACUGUUUGUUUGCAUGUGGGCCAAAGGGGAGGUCAAUAAGGACAUCAUAUUCGUGCUGCCUCUCACCUUCCGGGAACUGAACACUUAUGAGAAACUCUCUGCUGAGAGGCUCAUCCGGUCAGCAUUCCCUCAUAUUACUGAACCCAGCUUUAUCUCCAAUGGCACUGCCCGGAUUUUACUGAUUCUGGAUGGCUUGGAUGAGUUUAAGACUCCUUUAGAUUUUUCCAACACAGUCGUUUGCACGGACCCCAAAAAGGAAAUUCAAGUGGAUAGUCUGAUCACCAAUAUUAUCCGUGGCAACCUGUUCCAGGAAGCUUCCAUUUGGGUCACUUCACGGCCCACAGCAGCCAGCCAAAUCCCAGGUGGCCUAGUUGACCGGAUGACAGAAAUACGAGGUUUUGGAGCUGUGGAGAUCAAGGACUUCUUGGAUCAGAUGUUCCUUGAGAACAAAGACUUAUCCAGUCAAGUCUUGGGUCAGAUCAAGGCUAACAGAUCUUUGUACACAAUGUGUACGGUUCCUGCCUUUUGCUGGAUAUCUGGCUCCUCAAUGGGCUAUUUCCUAAAGAACAGCACUGAUCAAUCCCAAGAAAUGACAACUGUUCCUAAGACUUUAUCAGAAAUCUACUCCUAUUACUUUAAAAUGGCACUGAGUAGUGACUGGCAGGAAAAACAGAAGGAGACUCCCAGGAUAGAACAAGCUAUAAACAACAGCAAAAAAAUUAUUGGUAACCUGGGUCGGCUGGCAUUUUAUGGUCUACUCAAGAAAAAGUACGUAUUUUACGAACAAGACAUGAAAGCCUAUGGCAUAGACCUCUCAUCACUACAAGGCAGCUUGUGCAGUAGGAUGUUACUCAAGGAAGAGAUGCAGUUUUCCACUGUCUACUAUUUCUCCCAUUUAACCCUCCAGGAGUUUUUGGCAGCCACUUAUUACUAUGCUUCAGCAAAGCGAGCAAUAUUUGAUCUCUUCACUGAGAGCGGGAUGUCCUGGCCUAAGUUUGGUUUCCUCAAUCACUUUAAGAACGCUGUCCAGAGAUCACUGCAGUCAGAGGACGGGCAGCUGGAUAUCUUUGUGCGCUUUCUCUCUGGACUUCUCUCCCCACAGGUGAACAAAUUACUGUCCGGUUGGCUCUUGAUAAAGGAUGAGCAUAACAGCUUCCGAAGCCACGUGAUCAGCUUUCUCCAGAGCUGCCUGAACACUGACUAUGUCAUCUCCUCCAGGACUGUGAACGUCAUGCAGUGCUUGUAUGAAGUGCAGCACAUGGAGCUGGCCAAGACUGUGGAGGAAGCUAUGAAAAACGAGAGCUUAGCUGGGAUGUUAACGCCAGUGAAUUGCUCUGCCCUGGCUUAUCUCCUGCAGGUCUCUGAGGUGUGCAUGGAGGAGACAAACCUCUCCAACUGCCUCACCUACAAUAUCUGCAAAAGUCUGCUUUCCCAGCUCCUCUUCUGCAGUAAUCUCCGGCUGGACAAUAACAAGUUUAAGGACAAUGUGAUGGAGCUGUUGGGCAGCGUCCUGAGCGGGAAGGAUUGUCAGAUUCAAAAGAUGAGCUUGGCAGAAAACCAGAUCAGUAACAAAGGGGCCAAAGCCCUCGCCAGAUCCCUGAUGGUCAACAGGAGCCUGACAGUACUUGACCUUCGCAGUAAUGCCAUUGGACCCACAGGGGCAAAAGCACUGGCUGAUGCACUGAAAAUAAAUCAAGUCCUACUCUCCCUGAACCUCCAGAAUAACAUGAUCAAGGAAGAUGGUGCUAAAUUCCUGGCUGAGGCCCUUUUAACCAACCACAAGCUGAGAACUUUGCAUCUUCAGAAGAACUCCAUUGGACCCCAAGGUGCAAAGAAAAUAGCAGAAGCACUGAAGCAGAACGGGAAUCUCAGGGAACUGAUCCUCUCCAGUAACUGUGUGGGGGACACUGGCUCUGUAGCCUUGGCCGAAGCUCUGAGAGUGAAUCACAGUCUCACAACCCUGGACCUCCAGAGCAAUUCGAUCAGUAACACGGGGGUCACGGCGCUGAUAGGAGCGCUGCGCUCCAACCGGGGCCUCAUCAGCCUCAACCUUCGGGAGAAUUCCAUCGGCCAAGAGGGGGCGCCGGAGAUAGCCAACGCUCUGCGCGCUAACUGCACGCUGAGGAACCUAGACCUAGCGGCGAAUCUGUUGUAUGAUGAAGGCGUCAAGGCCAUUGCACUGGCGAUGAGAGAGAACCAGGCGCUCAUGUCCCUGCACCUGCAGUGGAACUUCAUCCAGUCGAAGGCGGCCAAGGCGCUGGCCCAAGCACUACACUCCAACACAAGCCUGACCAGCCUCGAUUUGCAGGAGAACGCUAUUGGCGAUGAAGGCAUGAUCGCCCUCGCUGCUGCUCUGAAGGUGAACACCACUCUCACCACCCUCUGCCUCCAGGUGGCUUCGAUCGGGGUGAGCGGGGCAAAAGCCCUGGCGGAGGCCCUAGUUGUUAACAGAACCCUCACAACUCUGGACUUAAGAGGAAACUCCAUCGGUGUGGCUGGAGCCAAAGCUAUGGCCAACGCGCUGAAGGUUAACCGCAGUCUCCGCGUUCUGAACCUCCAGGAGAACUCCUUAGGCAUGGAUGGAGCUAUCUGCAUUGCCACAGCUCUGACCGGAAACCAUGGCCUCACCUACGUCAAUCUGCAGGGGAAUCGCAUCGGCCAGUCCGGCGCCAAGGUGAUCGCUGACGCCAUCAGAACAAACUCUCCGCACUGCAUUGUCGAGAUGUGAGGGCCGGCUGCACCAGGAACGGCCAGCACGAGUCAGCAGCAGGCAGGGGAUGGUGCAGAGACUCGCUUUAAUGACAGCGCCGGGUCAACUCAGCUGGCGGGUUCCCCACAUCAGAGCGUGGCAGCACAGGGAGCUGCUUUCCCAGCUCGACCCACACGGCCAAUUGAAGUCUCCUGGGCCUGGAAUGCCCCCGUGGACUCUGACUGGCUCAGAGUGCUGCGUGGGGUGAUGGAGGCGCUCGCUCCAGCUGUGCUGAGGCCUAGGGGCACUAAUGAAAGCUGCCGCUGAGGCUGCUCCUGCAGGUGUAGAAGGACGCGUCUCUCUUAGCAGCACCAUUGUUCCAACAGCUGCCAGGCUUGAGGAAUGAGCUUGCGGCAGCCAUGACUGUUAAAAGGCAGGCGGUGGGGACGUGGAUGGAAGGGACGCAGUGCCAGCAAUUUAGUCCCACCUCACUUAUCCCUGUAACCGAGAAACCCUCCUGCCCUGCUAUUGCUGAGCCCGUCCCUCCAGGACAGAAUGUCCCCACCUCACAGCCUGGUGUGUGUAGGGCCUGGUGCUGUGUGUACCUCGGUGUGUGAGCAUGAGGCUCUCAAUGCACAGGUAGACCCAGAGCUCCCACCACCGAGAGACCCCCCGCACAGCCAGCUGCUGAGAAUUCUUUAUACAGUUUGACUGGACUGCACGGAAACUCGCCAGGCAGCUGCUUCCCUCCUAUCAUUAUCGCCCAGCCCUGCCGGCUGUAAGGCCAUUUAAUCCCAUUGGGGUUGUACUUGGCAGGGCCACGCAAAUCUCUGCUCCCGAGGUUCACCACAUUCCCUGGAGUAAGCUCCAGGAUGGUUGGUGUGUCCUGCUUUAGUGGGUCUCUAAUGGGAAACCUCUCGCUUCCAUCAGCUCAUAGGGAGCUUUGGCUUGUGAGUACCUCCAGGCCUGUAGAAUGAAUAAACCACUGUGCUCAUGCGGCAUCUAACAGC
Chrysemys picta bellii (western painted turtle) is the source of this 4815-nucleotide messenger RNA. It is a transcript of the gene NLRC3, whose product is annotated as NLR family CARD domain containing 3. NCBI's taxonomy places the organism in Eukaryota, Metazoa, Chordata, Testudines, Emydidae. Gene Ontology annotation, biological process: regulation of apoptotic process; negative regulation of canonical NF-kappaB signal transduction; intracellular signal transduction. Gene Ontology annotation, molecular function: protein binding. Gene Ontology annotation, cellular component: cytosol. The record is from RefSeq and is a predicted model, not a curated record.